AUGGCUACCAUCGACCGCUCAUAUCUCCAGGCCUUGGGAUCAUCAGUUACCACCGCCUCCUCCAUAACUGAUGUAAACCAUCUCUCCUCGUACAACUGGAUCGAAGCGGCAGAGCCCACCAUCGCUGUGCCUGGAAGCCCGCCUUCAUGGGCGCCUCCAAAGACUCCCCAGAAAGUUCCGCAAGAUUCCGGGUUUGUGUACAUCGACCAGAAUGCCGCCAGACACCCGGAUAGUCCUCUCGAGCCACUAUUUCGAUCCCUCUUCCACGCGAAUCCGACCUUUGACAUCUCCUCCGUCGACGUCAUCACAGAUCGAAAUAACAUCCGGAAGUUGCUAUACUUCGUGAACCCAAAGCUGAACAACUUCUGCCCCCAGCCAUUUACAAUUAAGGCUGAGGUUGUUGGGAAAACCAUCAUCUUUUCUCGCGACGAAAAUGCGACUUACGAGAUCAUCAAGCCCGGCCAGUUUCGGGGGUUUGGCCACAACUUCGCGAAGUGGAAUACGUGCUCUGAGAGUUCUCUAAGCACUGGCCAUCACAGAAUCAUCUCGUAUUCCUUUGGCGGGUUGAAGUUCGUCGUGCGACAUGAAACGGAUGGCUACGUCAAGACACUUCGCUCUCCUGACGCCAGUCCAUGCAAGACACAGGACGAGACAUCGAUCUUUUGUUCACCCCAUUUGGGGACCCAAGCUAUCUAUGUGCCAUGCCGGCGAGGCGAGGAGGUGCCGAUUGAAUCUACCCUGGAAAUUAAAACUCGUGCCAUGACGAGGCGUCUUGAGAUCUCAGAUGUCGCCGCCCAGCUGUGGAUUUCUCAGACACCUAUGCUUGUCCGAGCCUACCAUAACAGAGGCACCUUUCAGGCACCACAGGUUGAAGAUAUCACUGCUGAGAUCAAGGCCUGGGAGUCUGAUCAUGAGGGGGACCUCAAUAAGCUCGGCGGGCUGAUCCAGAAAGUCGUGUCGACAGCCAAAGAAUGUGCCGGAAGCGUCACCAUCAAGUAUGACGCAUCUCGAGAUGAACUGAAGAUCGAAAAGGCAGCUGCUACACCGAUUCUGCCCGAAGACUUGUACUUUUACUGGGAUAGCAAAAAGACAAGCACAACUCAGCAUGCUCGAACCGGCGACGAGUCUACUCCGCAUGCAAAUGGAAGUCAACUGAAGGGUCUUGAAGACGUGCGUUUUUCUAAUGUCAUCAAAACCAGUCUGUACGAAGCAUUUCGCAAGGUUCUUGACAACAUGUCGAAGGACCUAGCUGACUAUCAACGGAUCUGCGAGUCCAUGAAGCACCUCGGAAUCGACGCAUUGCAGGGCCGCCAAAUCCACGACCUGAUGAGUGGUAUUAGGAAAGGGGAGGGCUAUUAUGAUUCCGAGGAACAUCUGACAUCCAGUUCCGAGAGCGCCCGAGAUUCAGCUUUCAGGCUCCUCCUUGACGGGGCUGUUUUAGAUGAUGACGGGGCGUAUGAGGCGACCUUAUUUGUGGUUUCGAACUCUAGCAUCUUCCCACGCGAAACUCGGAAGAUGGUCCUGGCCGCUUAUAAAUCGUCCCAGUUUGUGGCCUCGAGAUCGAAACUGCGACGAAAGGCCUUGGAGAUGUCGUUUGGCCUGCUGGGUUGA
Molecule: messenger RNA, 1611 nt
Organism: Clonostachys rhizophaga
Lineage: Eukaryota; Fungi; Ascomycota; Sordariomycetes; Hypocreales; Bionectriaceae
Source: the annotation of a GenBank genome assembly